Molecule: messenger RNA, 945 nt
Organism: Solanum verrucosum
Lineage: Eukaryota; Viridiplantae; Streptophyta; Magnoliopsida; Solanales; Solanaceae
Product: tRNA N(3)-methylcytidine methyltransferase trm141-like
Exons: 9
Coding region: 46-885 (279 amino acids)
Source: RefSeq, a predicted model, not a curated record
UCCUAACAACCAACCGUAUGCGUGGGGGAUUUGGGUGGCGUAAAAAUGCAUGCAGCCGGUGCUCCUCCUGUUACGGUGUGGCCGGCGAAGUGGGAAGGUAUUUCAGCGCCACGUGUAAGCCGGAGAUAUUUGAGUAUUCGAUUUCGGACUUCAUUUUACAGUCAGAGUGAAAACCACCAUUACAGCAGAAGGUCUGAACAGUACUGGGAUAAGUUCUACAAGCUCCACAAAAACAAGUUUUUCAAGGACCGACACUACUUGGAGAAGGAUUGGGGAAGAUAUUUUGAUGAUGAAAUUGAAUCUUCCAAUGGGAAGGUUGUCUUAGAGGUGGGUUGUGGAGCGGGGAAUACGAUUUUUCCUCUCAUAGCUGCGUUUCCGAAGCUCUAUGUUCACGCCUGUGAUUUCUCAGCUAAAGCAGUAACCCUCGUUAAGUCACAUGCAAAUUACAGUUCGGAAAAGAUUAAUGUCUUUGUCUGUGAUGCUGCAAAGGAUGAUCUCUGUGCUAAUGUCGUGCCUUUUACUGUUGAUGUUGUAACCUUGAUUUUUACAUUGUCUGCAGUUUCACCAUGCAAGAUGGCUUCAAUUCUGGAGAACUGUAAGCAAGUACUAAAGCCAAAUGGUCACAUUCUUUUACGAGAUUAUGCAGUUGGUGAUUCUGCUCAGGUGAAACUGCAUGAUAGAAACCAGAUGAUUAGUGAGAACUUUUAUUUCCGAGGAGAUGGAACUUGUUCGUUUUACUUUUCCGAGACUUACACGUCAACCUUGUUUCAAAGCGCUGGUUUUGCAAUUGUGGAUAUUAACACAUACUGCAAGGAAAUUACGAAUCAUUCUCGGAAUAUUACCAUGCAGCGGCGCUGGAUACGUGGCAUAUUUGGUCGUUCAUGAUUACGAGUUCUUUUCUCCUCUUCCAUUGUGGAUUCAUAGUCGAUAAUCCCAAAAAUUAGA